AUGUUACCAUCGACCGGAGUUGACCAGACGACCGACAGCUCUGGGAUAGAGCCUGGAGCUGGUGGGGUCGGCUUGUCAGACCCGAAGUACUCGACGGUUCGGCGAAAGCUGCUUGAUCUAAUCAAUCGUCUGCAUAACACAGGUGUUCAGCGAGACGUUGAUUUACCGGUGAUUGCUGUCAUCGGCAACCAGAGUGCGGGGAAGUCGUCCCUCAUCGAGUCCAUUUCCGGCAUCACCCUUCCGAGGGCUAGCGGUACCUGUACGAGGCAACCGUGGCAAUGCAUUGUCUCGCUCCGGUUCGUCACCGACCAACAUGGCCAAGCGCUCGGCCAUGCGCGCAAUGAGAUCUUCGGCGACACCAUAUACGACAAGGCUCAGGUCGAGGAGCGGAUUAGACGUGCUCAACGCGCUGCCCUGAACCCUGGAACCAAGGCAUCUCAGUUCCUACAGGGAGCCGACGAAGAUCCGGCAUGCCCCGAACUGUCGUUCACAACCAACUGCGUGUGCCUUCAGAUCCGCGGCAGCGACGUCGCCGAUCUGUCUUUCUGCGACCUUCCAGGUCUCAUCAGUAGUGUAGGCAAGGGCGGGAAGGAGUCUGACAUUGGGCUUAUCACCAGUCUUGUCACGUUUUACAUCUCGAAGCCAAGCUGCAUCGUGCUCCUCACUGUAGCUUGCGAAACUGACUUCGAGAAUCAGGGCGCGCACCACCUUGCCAAGCAGUACGAUCCUGAAGGCAAGCGCACCAUAGGUGUGUUGACCAAACCGGAUCGCAUCCCUUCGGGCGAAGAAGCCCAGUGGACUCGUUUCAUCAAGAACGAGUAUGAGCCGCUCGACAAUGGAUGGUUCAGCGUCAAGCAGCCCGACUCGCGCGCUCUCGCCUCCGGCAUCACUUGGGCGGACGCGCGCCUGCAUGAGCGCGAGUACUUCUCGUCGGCAUCUAUCUGGUCGGAACUCGAUCCUGAAUAUCAGCGAUACCUCGGUACGGCCAACUUGACCGAACGACUCAGCCAGAUACUGUCUGAGCUGAUCGCGAAGCGGCUGCCGGAGUUGCAGGACGAACUGCAGAAUCUUCUGCAGACCACCGAGGAGGCCCUCCGUCAGCUUCCGAAACCGCCCUCGAAUGAUGCCUUCGCGGAGAUCCUCCACCUCCUAUCCAACUUCGCCCGGGACAUGUCCAAGCACUUGGAGGGGACUCCGGAAGGGAACGGUCUCCUGCAGACCCUGAGGCCGGUGCAAGAGCGAUUCAGAGAGGCGAUCAGAGAGACCGCUCCUGACUUCCGACCUUACCAGCGGCGUACGAAGGGUUCCAGAUGCCAAACCGAUAGUUCGGAAGCAGCGCAGCUCCAGCAGGCCGAGUUCCUGCAGGCCGAGGAACCUCAUGCAUGGAAAACCGUCAACGAUAAUCACGCCAUUUACGUUGAUGAAGUGAUGCAACGUGCUAGAGGGGCUACGACACGCGAGCUGCCUGACUACUACCCUUAUAUGGUUGUCCAACAAUAUAUCAGCGCAAUCACCGUCAAAUGGGAUGUCCCGACGAAGAACCUCUUCGACGCCAUAGAGAGAAUAUUGACGACAUACGUAAGGCAGAUCGUCACGCAGCACUUCGCAAAGUUCGCGCACGGUGGACUGCAACAAAGCGUAGUGAAUAUUAUGAAUGAACACAUCAAAGAGUGUUGCACUCAAACCAUAGCUCGAGUCUCCUGGAUCCUCGCCCUGGAGCAGCGUCCAUGCACGCUCAAUGGACACUACUACUCUAACUAUCGGGAUACGUUCAUGUCGCGUUACCGUGCAUACAGGACCAACAGCAGUUCCAGCGACUUGAUGUCCAAGUUGGAGCGGUAUCCAUCAGCCUUGCGCUCGGUCAAGAUGACGACGGAUUUCCAAUUGGAAGUCACGACAGUGCUCUCUGGGCUGAGCGCGAUAGGCAUUUCUGGUACCAAAGCAACAGAUCUCCCCAAGCUCUUACCCACUGAUCCGUACGAGCCCGCACUGAACAUCAUGGCUUGUGUUCGUGCGUAUUUCCAAGUGGCGUACAAGCGAUAUGUUGACUACGUGCCUAUGGCAGUCGAUCACGAGCUCGUGCUCGGUCUCGACAAAGACGGUGCAUUGGAAAGCGUCUUGCUGAAGGGCUUGGGUAUAACGGGGCCAGAUGGCCAGCGGCGCUGCAAGGACUUCCUCCAAGAACCUCCUAAUGUCGUCACUCGCCGACAGGAGUUGCAGAAGAGGUGGGAGCGAUUGGACACGGCGAAGAAGGAACUCAUGGACAUUUGGAUGUGAACGUCGGAAACGCAAAAUGCUGCCUUAGGAUCACUUUCUUGUCCUGUAUUGAUGUUCGCAUCUCGUGUUGACGUGGAGAUAAACCAAUGUGAUAGAGAAUUUGAAUACAUGAGCUGUAC
Molecule: messenger RNA, 2396 nt
Organism: Rhodofomes roseus
Lineage: Eukaryota; Fungi; Basidiomycota; Agaricomycetes; Polyporales; Fomitopsidaceae
Product: P-loop containing nucleoside triphosphate hydrolase protein
Exons: 10
Coding region: 1-2277 (758 amino acids)
Cellular component (GO): membrane; microtubule; cytoplasm
Molecular function (GO): GTP binding; GTPase activity; microtubule binding
Source: RefSeq, a predicted model, not a curated record